AUGCGAGAGGCGCGGGCGGGGUGCUCCGUGCGACUGGCGCGCGCGCCGCUGUCCCACGGUCGAGCACCCCCGCACCCCGCGCGCCUCACCCUCCACACCCUCUCACACUUUCUUUCGCGCCAUAAAGGUCGUUUCAAAUAUUUCGGAAUGCCGCCCGGUGACAUUUCCCCGCCGUCCGUCCGGCCCGCAGCCUCUGCCAUUCGUUCCAAUAGCAAACAGCUAGACGGAGAAAGCAGCGGCGGCGGGGUCAACGUCCGACGGAAUUCACAGCGGCUGACCGCCGUGAACUUUACCAAGAAAUGCGGCGUAACGCUCCGAAUUACAAAAACCUCAGGCGUUUAUAUGUUCUGGCAGGCUGGCAGGCGAGGAGCAGUGCGAACAGACGCCGGCGGGAUGGAGCAGAGGCGCGUGUUUAAUGAGUCGCGCGCCGCUAUGAAUGGAAUGCAGCGGAGGUUGCGCAAGCGGCUAGCGGCCGCGAGGAAUGCGCCGGAGGGGGGGGGGCGCUGCAGCCUCACUGCAUCCCGGCCAUUCACGCCAGCCUAUACUCUGCGAAAUAACUGUCCGUUAGUGCGCCCUAUCUCUCUACCUGCCACAUUCCGUCUCGGUACAGCUUCUCCCUCGCCUCGGAUCCACUGA
Molecule: messenger RNA, 636 nt
Organism: Danaus chrysippus (African queen)
Lineage: Eukaryota; Metazoa; Arthropoda; Insecta; Lepidoptera; Nymphalidae
Source: the annotation of a GenBank genome assembly